AGAUCUCUUCUCACAAGGGCUCAGUGGGGAGCCUCUGAAACCUGUGCAGGUUUUUCUCUGCAGAUGCAGGAAGAAAGCAGGUGGAUGGACAAAUAAACAUGGCCUUGCUCGUGGUGGCCUUGCUCACAUUCCUGAGCUUGGGCUCAGGAUGUCAUCAUCGGAUCUGUCACUGCUCUAACAGGGUUUUCCUCUGCCAGGAGAGCAAGGUGACAGAGAUUCCCUCCGACCUCCCCAGGAAUGCGGUUGAACUGAGGUUUGUUCUCACCAAGCUUCAAGUCAUCCCAAAAGGAGCAUUUUCGGGAUUUGGGGACCUGGAGAAAAUAGAGAUCUCACAGAAUGAUGUCUUGGAAGUGAUAGAGGCAAAUGUGUUCUCCAACCUGCCCAAACUACAUGAAAUUAGAAUUGAAAAGGCCAACAACCUGCUAUACAUCAACCCUGAUGCCUUCCAGAACCUUCCCAACCUCCGAUAUCUGUAAGAACUGCCCGCUCUAUGAUCAAAUUGUGCACUCAUAUUUUAGCAAAAUAUCCAUUUGCAACUCUGGGGAACAAUUGCUUUUAAUCAAAGAUGUGGGGCAGAAGUAGAAGUGGGGAGAUACUUGCUGGUGGAUUUUAGUUUAGUUUAAUGAGUGAAUUCCACUGACUUAAUUGCAUUUUGUUUUCAUUUACAAAAACAGACAUCAUAAGGAAUGCCAUUUGCAUUAAUGGGAUUGUCACAAGGACCUCUUGCAGAACUCGGUCACAAUUUAGUGUUAAUGAGAUACAGCCAAAAUUUCCGCUAGCAUUUAGCUUGUGACCUUGACCUCAAAGACAUCGUCUCUCUUGUUCUGCAUUUAAGCAUUUUUUUCUUUGAUAGAUUACAGUGUUUUAUAUUAAAAGUUUUGGUUAAUAAUA
Messenger RNA from Kogia breviceps (pygmy sperm whale), 891 nucleotides. RefSeq names its product follicle stimulating hormone receptor (gene FSHR). Gene Ontology annotation, cellular component: plasma membrane. Gene Ontology annotation, molecular function: G protein-coupled peptide receptor activity; follicle-stimulating hormone receptor activity; protein binding. Gene Ontology annotation, biological process: adenylate cyclase-activating G protein-coupled receptor signaling pathway; hormone-mediated signaling pathway; male gonad development. NCBI's taxonomy places the organism in Eukaryota, Metazoa, Chordata, Mammalia, Artiodactyla, Physeteridae. The record is from RefSeq and is a predicted model, not a curated record.